Messenger RNA from Protopolystoma xenopodis, 369 nucleotides. Lineage: Eukaryota; Metazoa; Platyhelminthes; Monogenea; Polystomatidea; Polystomatidae. The record is from the annotation of a GenBank genome assembly.
AUGAGGCUGGAGUGUGUUUCUGCUCGCCUUGAUCACAAGAUCGAUCCGCCAGCCCAUUUCAAUGGCCCGAAAUUUCGGCAACACACUCGACUGCACGACUCAAAGCCAAGUACUGCCUGUUUCCUCUACCUUGUCACGUGUCCUGUCGCCUUGACGACUGAGCUACCAAUGUGCAUGUGCAUGUUCUUUAUGCGAUGUUCACGGCUGGCUGGCUGGGCGAGGCGGAGGGCCAGUUUUCAGCGCCGAGACGAGCGCAGCAACGGACGAUGGAUCACGCAGCAGAGACUGUCUCCACCGGUUGGCGUCACUCGGUCGUUGGGGUGUAGAGCGAAACCCUCCUCCCCGGCAGAGUGUAUCGGGCACGCAUGA